GCAGACGGACGCCCGCCAGCCAGCCAUGGCCCAGCCUCUGCUCAAGAGAACUUUCUCCCGGCUGCGAGGCAAGAACCGAUCCCGCAGGAAGACGGAGCCUCAAGCCAACGAUGUCACAGUUCGAUCCAACGUCAUGCUCCACAACUCCAGCCCUCCUUUGCCAGCAAUGACGAGCAAGUCUACGGAGGUACCGGCAGACCCCAAGCCCCCUUCUCUCAGCCACGUGACCGGCGCGGCGAAGCAGCAGCACUGGGUUUGGGAAGGAUCAGAAGCUCCGCAGACAUCUCAAAACGAUGCGGAAAGAAAUUCAGCGGCGACAAAGUUCACGGAGGACAAGGUGCCCCGCGAGCUAGCAGGCGGCGCCACUCAUUCAAACCCAACAGUUGGCAGCAAGCUGUCCGGUAAGCGGGCUUACCUGCAAAGCUUGGAUCGCAGCAGUCGCGACUGGGUGCUGUCCUCGGGAAAGUCCAACACUUCGGACGAGGCCUGCGGCUUGUGGCGGGAAAGCGCAGGCGACAUUUGGUACAACCCCAUCCCGGAGGAGGAGGAUCCGGCUGGACAAUUGUGGCUGAGGAGGGAGCUGAGCUCCGCUCGAGCAGAGGGAAAAGCACAACCGGGACACGCUUGGAAAGACGGACCUUCUAUGGAUACGGUCGGCCACCAUGCCGAUGACUUAACUGCAGAAAGCUCAGACUCUCAGCCCGCCUUGCCAAAGAAAGGGGGUGUGAUUGACAGACUGAGGUCUCCUGGCGCCGUGAGGAAACUCUCCCUAAAGAUGAGGAAACUUCCAGAACUCAGACGCAAAAUCAGUCUACGGUCCUCCCGUGUCGGACAAGGAAGCGACAGAGCAGGAGGAGGUGACGAAAGCGCGACAAAGAAUGCCUCCGACCACAAUGUAAUAAGUCGAUAUCACCUGGAUAGCUCCGCCCCUCCCGCCUUGCCAUUGCGGCGGUCAUCGAGAGUACGCUCAGCCAGUAAAGGAGGUUAUCUUAGUGACGGAGACUCGCCUGAACUGCUGCCACGGCAACCGGCCGAUUUGGGUUCUUUCCCGCUGUACGUGGGCUCCGAGCCUUCUUCGCGAUGCGGCCGGCGUGUCACCGGUUUACUGACCGUUCACCUUCUGGGCCUGGACCAGAUGAAGACAAAGUCAGACGAAAGCAAUGAGAUUUUUCUGGCAAUUCAGAUUGAUGGAAUCACUCGAGCCAGGACUUCCCUCCUUAACCUUCAAGGCCACAGCGUUUCUUUAAACCACACUUUCCACCUGGAGCUGGAGAGAGCAUCUCAACUACGCGUGGUGGUACUCAGGCCAGCUCAGCCAGAAUUGGACCAGAUCAGGAACAAAGUUUGCUGCGUGGGCGGAGUCACUAUUCCACCGCUCUUUAAAGGGAGUCGCAAUCAGCAGCUGUGUGUCAAGCUGGAACCCCGAGGCCUCCUUUACAUCAAAAUGUCACUGCGGGAACAAUGGGACAUACAGUUUGGCAGCUCCUCAACUGCGCCUGCGAAUGUCUUUGGGGUCGAACUGCGCCGCCUUGUGGAAGAGGAAGGAUCUGCCUACGCAGUCCCUCUGCUCAUCCAGAAGACGGUGGCAGAGAUUGAACGGCGAGGACUGAAGGCUGUGGGUCUGUACAGACUGUGCGGUUCUGCUGCAGUGAAGAAGGAGCUCAGGGAUUGGUUUGAGAGCAACAGUUCAGCCGUUUGCCUGGGAGAGGAUCUCUAUCCGGACAUCAACGUCAUUACAGGAAUACUAAAAGACUACCUGCGGGAGUUACCGUCGUCACUCAUUACAGCCACUUUGUACGAAGUGGUGACGGAAGCUAUGAUUCGACGGCCCCCGCCCGUCCCACCGGCGAGUCCUGACCUCCAGUUAGCCGAGAACACCGUGGCGCUGCUUUCCUGUCUGCCAGCGGCAGAGAGGGCCACUUUGACUCUGCUGCUAGACCAUCUCAGCCUGGUGGCGUACUUCAGCUCUUGCAACAGGAUGACACACCAAAACCUGGCCGUCUGUUUUGGCCCGGUGCUCCUCAAACAGACACAGGAGGCUUGGAGCGGAGGCCGGGCAAAAGGAGGGCCAAUAACAGACAAGGCCUUGUGUCAAGGGGAGGAUUCAGCGAGUGCGGUUGAUUUCAAGCGCCACAUUGAGGCCUUGCACUACCUGCUGCAGCUGUGGCCGGUGCCGACCCACCGAAUCCCAGCUGACGACGAUGGCUCUGAUAUCUCCCCUCCUCCCUCCCCCAACCUGACCCAUCAGAGCCCAGACCGUCCCAUUUUGGAGGAGGAAGAGGAGGUGGUGGUGUCGCGGCGAGGGCGAGACGGUGUGGCCCGCCUGGACAGUCCACCCCCUAUCAACCGCUAUGCCGGUGACUGGAGCAUCUGCGGGCAACAGCUUGUAUGUGGACAGGAAGCCGAUUACGACGAGGUGGCGGGGAGUGAAAGUGACCAAGGGGGCGAAGAUGACGACGAGAAGAAAGAAGCGUGGUUCCCAGGAGGCAGCAGAGCGGUCUACGUGGAGGACGUCCUGGACUUUGACGCUCCCUUUAACUGCCGACUCAGCCUGAAGGAUUUUGACCGCCUGAUUAGCGACCUGGACCGAGAGCUAGCCAAACACAUCAACAUUUGCAUGUAGAUGCUGAGGAGGAACCCAAGCCCCUUAACAAAAGCGGAAAGAGGUCCACGCUCAUUGGAGAAUGCAUCGAUUGCCCGACAAGGAAACAAAUUCUCAAACGAGCCAACUGUUGACUUUUUUUUUUUUUGCACUGUUCAAGCCAUACAUAAAACUGCACUCAGAUUUGAUGGAUUUUCCAUAUUGGGGAAUUUCAUCUUCAUUUAAAGAUGCCUUAUGAGCCCCAAAAACAAAAAACAAUCAUUUUGUUUAAAACCGUAUGCGAUAAGAUUUCCCAUACGAUGUCACACAGAAAAAAGCAACUCUGAGUGUCAGUUGGAUUUCUUUUGACUCUUGGUUAUGCUCACCUCAGUAUUGAAGGUAGCAAGUUGGACUGUUGCCAAACAGUGUUCACGGUACCAAGUUGACAGAUGCUGAUCAGCAUUGACGGUACCAAAAGGUGUGACUUAUGCACCAGACUGAGCACACCCUGAUGUGUCAGUAUUAAUGUGUUUUGCACAAUUUCACAAUGCACUUGAUUUUUUUUUUGUUGUUGUCGUUUUUUUUUUUUUUUUUAAAUAACCAAAGUAUGUACAGCAGCUUGUCUGUCUCCAAAAUAAAACUCAUCACUUUUCUCUCAAA
This is a messenger RNA of Hippocampus comes (tiger tail seahorse), 3241 nucleotides long. It is a transcript of the gene syde1, whose product is annotated as synapse defective Rho GTPase homolog 1. The record is from RefSeq and is a predicted model, not a curated record. The transcript has 14 exons. Gene Ontology annotation, molecular function: GTPase activator activity. Gene Ontology annotation, biological process: cell migration; regulation of Ras protein signal transduction; signal transduction. Gene Ontology annotation, cellular component: synaptic membrane. Bases 26 to 2623 code for a protein of 865 amino acids. NCBI's taxonomy places the organism in Eukaryota, Metazoa, Chordata, Actinopteri, Syngnathiformes, Syngnathidae.